Naegleria lovaniensis is the source of this 414-nucleotide messenger RNA. RefSeq lists its product as uncharacterized. The transcript is spliced from 2 exons. The record is from RefSeq and is a predicted model, not a curated record. NCBI's taxonomy places the organism in Eukaryota, Heterolobosea, Eutetramitea, Acrasida, Naegleriidae. Bases 1 to 414 code for a protein of 137 amino acids.
AUGCGGUCAAGAAAGAGUGGCAUUAUUGUGAAUAUUGGAUCCAUCGGUGGUUUUGAAGGUGUCAAGUUGGGUGGCUUGUAUUGUGCAACCAAGUUUGCUUUGGAGGAACUGAACUAUAUAUUGUCCUCCACAAAUAUGGUGGAUGUGAAAAGAACCAUUUCAGAUUAUGACAAGCAUUAUCAAGAACUUAAUUUCCAUGAAGUGAAUCAAAAACAAAGAGGAGAUCCAAAGAAGUUGGCAGAUCGUUUGAUUGAUGUGUUGACUCAGAGUGGUGUUGCUGAGGGAAGAGAAAUUCCAUUCCGCUUGCCAUUUGGUGUCGAUGCCUAUCCUUUCAUUCAGGGAAAGUGUGAAAAGGUCCUCAAGGAAAUGAAGGAAUGGGAACAAGUCAUUACCAGCACAGAUUUCGAUCAAUAA